UGGCUCUUUUCGUUGAACAAGUGUAAGGUCAUCAAUUUUAACAAGUAAUGUUUUUUCAUCUGAACACUUGUAGGUAUAAUAAAGCUGUGUGGUGGUUUGAGAAGACUUUGGCGCACAUCCCAUCUUCUCUAAUUGAAAUGUGGGAACCGACUGUUGUGAAUCUUGCUCAUGCUUACAGAAAGUUGAAAAUGUAUCACGAGGCAAUUUCCUGUUAUGAGAGAGAACUGAAGUUGUCAAAUAGAAGCUUGAGCACCUAUGCAGGUCUUGCUUACACUUACCAUUUGCAGGAUAAUUUUUCUGCUGCCAUUACAUAUUAUCAUAAGGCUUUAUGCCUGAAGCCAGAUGAUCAGUUUUGCACAGAGAUGUUAAAUUUGUCUCUCGUACAUGAAGGUCGUCAUGGCAUUGACCCCAAAAUUGAAUUUCACUGAACCGAGGUCCAUAUUUAAUGAUUUUGAUAAUAUUAUUUUCCAUCU
Messenger RNA from Mangifera indica (mango), 473 nucleotides. RefSeq names its product anaphase-promoting complex subunit 6-like. Gene Ontology annotation, biological process: cell division. Gene Ontology annotation, molecular function: protein binding. Lineage: Eukaryota; Viridiplantae; Streptophyta; Magnoliopsida; Sapindales; Anacardiaceae. The record is from RefSeq and is a predicted model, not a curated record. The transcript is spliced from 5 exons. The coding region runs from base 48 to 428 and encodes 126 amino acids.